AUGGCGCCCCGGAACCGUAGAGAACGCCGUGCGGCUGCGGCGACGGGCUCCUCUGCCGACAGCUUUGAUCCAGACUCGAUCCCCAUGGCUCGUCCUCCAACCAGCCAAUUCGCAUCUCAAAAAAACGCUCGAACCCUCCUUGAAAUCGCGGCCGAACGACGAGCAGCUACAGGCAAAGCAGAAACUGAAUUCAUUCAUGUCUCUCCGUCUGGUCAGAUAGUCGGGGUAGAGAAACUUACCGACUUAUCUGGCUCUGCUGGUACUUCCGCCCCGGCAUCGGAAUCCGACCAUGACGACGAAGCUCCGGAGGACGACGCUGUUAUACCUCCGCUCGCAGACUCUAUUUUCCUUUCCCUUCCGCUGUCAGCUCUUCAUUUUACGCUAUCCUUUCUAGCCGCACAUCAGUAUGCAGAGGAGAUCCCGCUUCAGAAGUUAAUCCGAAACUCGCUAUUCGUUGCCUUUCCAGUUUUGACGUUCUUAAUUCAUUUUGCCCAUGGACACUUGGUUUCGAUCAGGCUGCCCAAUUUCCUUGAUAAAGGACCAGUGACAGGGGACGAGAUACCGGGUAGCCAAGCAGCUACUAGACUAUUUUCACUGAAGUCUCUUUUUCCGCUGACUACCCGCAAUAUCAUCUUCUGCGUGAUGGCCGUAGCUUCGGGGAUGCAUCUCAUCGCUACGGCAAACGAAGGCUCGUAUUAUGCAGUAAUGAAGAAAACACCGUCAAUUGGAACCUUAUGGGUCUGGUGUGUCCUGGAAAUAUCCCUUGGUCCGGCUAUCUUAGGCCUUUUAAUUCCUGUUAUAUGGUCAGUGGGGAUAAAGGGCCAUAGCAUCAUCUGA
Messenger RNA from Uncinocarpus reesii 1704, 837 nucleotides. RefSeq lists its product as uncharacterized. Lineage: Eukaryota; Fungi; Ascomycota; Eurotiomycetes; Onygenales; Onygenaceae. The transcript has a single exon. The record is from RefSeq and is a predicted model, not a curated record. Bases 1 to 837 code for a protein of 278 amino acids.